UUGUCUUGUUUUCUGCCUCUCAUUCUAUUCCUUAUUAAUUCUUUCUCUCUUUCAUAAGCACUUGUACUCUGUCCCUUUCUUUCCACUCUUUAUUAUUUGCAACAUAUUCCUGCUGUUUCUUUUUUCCAGCAUAUCUUUCACUUUUUUUGCUAAACUGUUGUGAUUUAUUUUCUUUCUUGGUGUUCUCUGCCUCUUGCAUAGCAUCUCAGUACCCCCCUCCCCUUUUCAGUCAUCUGUUCCCUGUUCCUUUAGUGCAAUAAAUCUGCUUUCUUUCUCUUUAGUUUCCAGCUCUCUUUUCUUAUGCGCUACUUUUUCUACUACCUUCUUUGUUGCUUCAUUUAUUUCUGCACCACACCUCCACAUUCUCUGGCUGGUUAUUUCCUCCUUAUCAUUUCUUAAAAACAUAUAACAUUCUUUUUUCUUCUGUUCCGUAUCCUUUAUAUAUUUGCCUUUUGUCUCGCUUCAUGCUUUUCCUUCACUGCUUUUCGUCUGCCUUUUAUCUUUCCUCCUCCUGUUUCUACUUAAAAUAAAAUUUCAACAUUCCCCUGCAACCCUUCUGCCUCCUCUGGCAUCCUUUGACACACCCAAAUCUUACUCUUAAAUGGGAUCCUAGGAUACACAAACAGCAAAAAGAAAGUGUAACAUUGGUUUUGAGCUAUGGGACCAAAGUCAUCUUCUGGAUUCUACUUGAGCAGGACAUCAGCUGCUUUUUUGACACUACUAUUGGCUGCCUUGAUUUUAAUAGUCAUUAUACUUGGAGCUCUAUAUGCACGAACAAGAACACCUCAAUGGUCUCACCACAUCUGUAACACUUCUACUUCACUGGAGAACAUUACAGAUCCUACAGGCAGACCAGGUGUCUGGAAUAAUCCACGUCUGCCUCAUAAUUUAGUGCCUUUGCACUAUGACUUGGAGUUGUGGCCAAGAAUGCAAGCAGACGAUGAGGGUAACUAUCCCUUUUCAGGACAAGUAAACAUCACCAUAAGCUGUGUAGAGGACACAGAUGUUCUUCUGUUGCACAGUGUUCAGCUGAACUUCUCCUAUGUUGGUCUCAGACUUCUGGGAAACAAAUCUAUAUUGGAUCAGAACAUGGAACAUUCUAAACUAGAAGCAAUUGACACAUCUACACUGCAGGGAGGCAAAGCAUACAAACACCUGCAAGAUCCUGCCUAUAAUAUUCAUGGAGGCAAUAUCAGCAUAAACAGUGUAUGGACCUUUGAGGAUAACAGUUAUAUGGUACUGGAGCUGAGUGAAGAACUUGCUGCUGGGAAUCUUUACUUUCUGGAGCUUAAUUACACUGGAUUUAUAAGGCAAAAUUCUGCUCUCUAUAUUACACAUUACAAAGAUUUUAACAUAGACAAAGCCGUGGUUGCUUCAUUGUUGGAACCAGAGUAUGCACGGGCUGUGUACCCAUGUUUUGAUGAGCCUGCGUUAAAAGCAACAUUUAAUAUUAGACUUGUGCAUAAUUCAAGUUACGUGGCGCUUUCCAACAUGCCUGCAGUGGCUGUUUCCGAAAGGGAAGAUGAAGAUGGAACUGUGUGGACUGUUACCACCUUUAACACUACACCAAAAAUGUCAACAUAUAUAACUGCUUUUGUUGUUUGUGACUUUGAUUACGUCAACAUCACUGAAAGAGGCAAUGAGAUCCGAAUUUGGGCACGUAAGGAACUAGUGCAGAAGGGGUUUGCAAGCCUUGCUCUGAGUAUUGCAGGCCCACUCCUUUCAUACAUGGAAGAUUUAUUCAAUGUCUCAUAUCCUUUGCAAAAAACAGAUUUUGUGGCCCUGCCUGACCUUGACGUUGAAGCGAUGGAAAAUUGGGGAUUGAUUACUUUUAUUGAGGGAGCACUGAUUUAUGACCCCAAGCAGAAAUGUAGUUAUUCCAAAUUUAGGACGUCUCUGAUUGUUUCCCAUGAGAUAGCGCACCAGUGGUUUGGAAACCUUGUUACCAUGAAAUGGUGGACUGAUCUAUGGCUGAACGAAGGAUUUGCAUCUUAUGUGGAGUAUUUUGGUGUUACGUUUCUUGACUCCAAAUUAAAACUGGAUGAAUUGUUCACCAUGCACAACUUGCAGCCCAUCUUUGAAAGAGACGUAGGAGCUCACGCUAAGACUGUGUCACUGAAAGAAGAGGAGCUCUAUGAAGCCGAUUCCUCUAUUAUGUUUAAUGAAUUCACAUACGACAAGGGAUCUGCCCUUGUACGAAUGCUGUCAAGUUUCCUGACAGAGAAACUCUUCAUCAAGGGAAUCAGCUCAUAUCUGAAGACCUUUUCGUUCUCAAACGUUGACCAGGAUGAUCUGUGGAAUCAUUUGCAAAUGUUUGUAGAUCAUCAAGAUGAAGUUCGACUUCCAACAACAUUAAGACAUAUUAUGCAGUCCUGGACAUGGCAAAGAGGCGUUCCUCUUAUCACUUUAAAAACAACUACUGGGGAACUGGCUGAAGAGCUGUUCAAGACUGACAACACAGAAAACAUCACAAGUGACAGCAAUCACACAUGGAUUGUCCCUAUAACUUGGAUGAAAAAUGGAAUUGAGCAAACAUCACUCUGGCUAGACAAAAAAUCCAAAGUGUUUCCAGUAAUGACAACUGCAGCAGAUGAGUGGAUUGUUUUAAACAUCAACGUAACGGCAUAUUACAGAACAAAUUAUAAUAAAGAAAACUGGAACCGCCUGGCAAAACAACUUGAAACCAACCCAAAGGUUGUACCCACAGUCAAUAGAAUACAGCUGAUUGAAGACGCAUUUACUUUGGCUAGGUAUGGUUAUACUGAAUUUGGGACAGCACUUAGUUUAACCAAGUACCUUGAGAAAGAAGAGGAAAUCACUGUGUGGUACACGGCAUUGAAACAUGUGAUGUCUUCAUAUUAUCCGCUAAUCACUUAUACCAACUUCCCCCUAUUUAAGAAAUACAUAUUGAAAAGAAUAAAUCCAAUAUACCAGCGAUAUGCAAGUUUAAUUCGGACGGAUUUCAAUGAAGCAGCAGAUGAUUAUUUUAUACAAGUGCACAUUGAGCUCAUUCUUGAAACAGCAUGCUCGUUUGGACUGCAAGACUGCCUGCAGCUGGCACAUGAGCUGUAUGCCACAUGGAUGAAAAACUGUUCCUGUGAUGUCAUACCAGAGUCCAUCAGAAACCCCAUCUGCUGCUAUGCCAUUGCCAAUGGUGGUGAAAAAGAAUGGGACUUUGCAUGGGAAAUGGUUAAUAAAUCAGAAGAAAUUGAGAGAGACUUCUUGUUUCAUGCCUUGAGCUGCACCAAGGAGCCUUGGCUCCUUCACCGGUACUUACAAUAUUCUUUGGAUAUGUAUAAAUCCUCAACUUUCACAAUCUUUCUCGAUGUCAUCAAAACUGAAAUAGGAAGACACAUAGCAUGGGAGUUUUUGAAAGAAAACUGGCAGCGCAUAAAAGAUAUUUUUGGGCCAAGAGAUGCUGUCGACUUUUACAAUGUGUUAUUACCGACUUUUGCAUCAAAAGCGACUUCAGAUUUACAAUUCCAGGAGAUACAGCUGUUCAUCAAUACUACAAUCAAUGAAAAUCAAAGGGAAAGAAUACUGGAGCAGGUCGAGAACAAAAGGACAAAGAGCCUGGGCUGGGCGAGUAAAAUAAACAAUGAAAUACUCACUUGGCUACAGAGUAAUACAGAUGAAGCCAAGAUCUGAGUGCGUCCCAUUUUGAACCACCUGCAACUGUUAAUAGCUUUCAAAAAACCACCUGUAUAUAAAUAUUUUUCAAUUCAACAGCAGAGUAUUUAGUGUAUAAAUAUAUUUUUCCAGCUUGUGCGAAAGUAAUUAAAUUGAAUAAAUUCAUCCUGAUUUA
Xenopus laevis (African clawed frog) is the source of this 3805-nucleotide messenger RNA. RefSeq names its product laeverin L homeolog (gene lvrn.L). Gene Ontology annotation, cellular component: plasma membrane; cytoplasm; membrane. The coding region runs from base 658 to 3648 and encodes 996 amino acids. The transcript has 20 exons. The record is from RefSeq and is a predicted model, not a curated record. Gene Ontology annotation, biological process: peptide catabolic process; proteolysis. Gene Ontology annotation, molecular function: metalloaminopeptidase activity; peptidase activity; peptide binding. NCBI's taxonomy places the organism in Eukaryota, Metazoa, Chordata, Amphibia, Anura, Pipidae.